Molecule: messenger RNA, 957 nt
Organism: Arachis stenosperma
Lineage: Eukaryota; Viridiplantae; Streptophyta; Magnoliopsida; Fabales; Fabaceae
Product: DNA-directed RNA polymerase II subunit rpb1-like
Exons: 2
Coding region: 1-957 (318 amino acids)
Source: RefSeq, a predicted model, not a curated record
AUGGAAAAGUUAGCGUAUGUUUUGUUAUUUUCAUUGGUUCUGGCAACGCCAUUCCGUACAGCUUUGGGUCAGAGUUUUGAUUCAUCGUCAUGGACGAGUUUCUUAGGCGGCGGUGGUGGUUUAUCACAAGACACUCUUGACCAGGCUAAGAAGGCUUUGGAAGCUUCCGGUACCAGUGUCUCCGAUGCUGCCAGUGCGGCCGCCAAUGUCGCCGCUUCCAGUGGCGCUGAUGGAGCUUCAGCUGCCAAAGAUCUCAUGGCUUCUCAUGGUUUCGGCGGAGUACCUGUACCACCAUCCAUGUCUGACUGGGUUUCUCAGCAAUCAGCCAUUGGCGGGAAAGCUGGAAAUCCUUCCAAAGCACCAUCACCAUCACCUUCAUCAGUUGAAGAUGCAGCUGAAGAACCUGCAGCAGAUGAGACGAGCGGUGAUGAAGAUGGUGAUGAUUCUACACCUUCUUCUUCUCCUUCUCCUUCUCCUUCUCCUUCUGCUGCUGCUCCUGCACCAGCCUCACCCUCACCUUCACCCUCACCCUCACCCUCACCAUCACCAUCACCAGCACUUUCACCAUUUGCUCCGGAAUCUGAACCAUCAGAUUCAGAUAUAACAAAAGACGACGAUGAAUAUUCUCCAUCACAGGCACCUUCCCCAUUCAGUUUACCUAGGCGUCUAUCACCAUCAUAUCCACCAUCAUACUCACCAAGACAGGCACCAAUAUCUGCACCAACACGUUCACCAGCAUAUGCACCUACACCAAGAGAAGCACCGACACCUUCUUCUUCUUCUUCUUCUUCUCCUUCUUCAUCUCCAGUGGUUGCUCCCACUAAGGCACCACCAACUGUUACACCUGUUGUAGUAGAAGAUGAUUUGUCAUUCGGGGCACCACCAGCUGAACAUGAGAUAGAGGAGAACCCUGAAGCAGCACGAUUAGACGAUUUAGUCGGUUACCUAGAAGAUUAG